UCUUCCCACACGGCAGCGGGGGACCACCCAUAUGAAUGCGAGUUCUGCGGGAGCUGCUUCCGAGACGAGAGCACGCUGAAGGGUCACAAACGCAUCCACACUGGGGAGAAGCCCUAUGAAUGUAAUGGCUGCGGGAAGAAGUUCAGCCUCAAGCACCAGCUGGAAACCCACUACCGAGUGCACACAGGUGAGAAGCCAUUUGAGUGCAAGCUGUGCCAUCAGCGAUCCAGGGACUACUCGGCCAUGAUCAAGCACCUGCGCACCCACAAUGGCGCCUCGCCCUACCAAUGCACCAUCUGCCUGGAGUACUGCCCCAGCCUGUCAGCCAUGCAGAAGCACAUGAAAGGCCACAAGCCUGAAGACGUCCCCCCAGACUGGCGCAUAGAGAAGACCUACCUUUACCUCUGCUAUGUCUGAGUCCGGGAGAGUGAAGAGAGAAAGGGUACGUGAGAAGGGUGGGGAUGGGGUGGAGAGGAGAGGUAAGGGGAAUGUAAUUGAGCGGAGAGGAGGCAUUUGGAGCUGUGGCGGAGUGUUGACAGCUGAGGAACGUCAACGGCGAGAGACUCGAAAGCAAGAGGGUUCGUUUUCUCUUUUUUCUUUUCAUGCAAAAGGGCGGCGGCAACGACCGACCGGGGGAGGUUGAAGGGCGGUUGCGGUGGGACACAAGUGCUGAGAAAAGGAAGACUUGGACAUGGAGAGAGAUUCUCCACCAUUGUUCGGAUUCACCGGGUCAUUCACUACAUCUGCAACUGUGUUAUUGUUUCGGGUCAUUUCACUCGGCACCAGACAGCAAGCGAGCUGCAAGGAAGUGACUUCUUCGGACGCUGCUGCAGCCACAGUGGCCAGAAAGCAGAUUCUCAAGGGCUACCUGAACCUGCACGAAUCUUUCACUCCAUUUUUUUUUUUUUGUCAAAAACAGAUGAAAGGAUUUUUGUGGUGUUUACCUUCGCCCCUCACAUGAAAAAAUAUCUGAAGCAUCAGAUUAGGCCAUUAUCUGAAUUUUUCUCCUUUUUUAACCAUGUUUCUCAACCAUAACAAUUUUUUCCCCGAGGCUGGACGAACACAUAUUUCGUCACCACAUCAUUUGAGUUUUAAAACAAACGUACACUCCGGUGGGAGUUUGAACUGCUUUUGUGUCAACAUGCCCCCGAAUCUUUCCCAAAAGGGAAACGUAUUAUUUUUUGUCUAAGCAGCGGGACACAGUUUUUACCAAAAAAUCUCUGUCGACCUGUCUGCACGUUAAAUCCCUCAGUUCCCAGCAGCGGUGGCAAUGAGACAGCCCUUGAGAAUCAGCAAGAGAAGAGCCCCUCGGCUUCUGCAGUAGACGAAACAGCUGAACUGGACAGGUGGCAGCAUUAAAAUACUGCAAACCAAGCAGCCAUUUGGUUGUAAGGGUGGUGGUGGUGGUGGUGGUGACGGGGGAAGCUGGUGCUGCUUUUGGUCGGAUGCCUCUCUGGUUUUUCUCACUAGUCUUCCUGGUUCUGCGUCAAACGAGGGCUGCACAAGGAGUCAUCACUGGCACCCCCCCCGCCCCCCCAACUCCACGGAGAGCUAAAGGCUAACUUGCGUCACUUUUUUCAUCAUAUAUAUAUUUUUUUUAGCUCCGCGUCAUAGUUUAUCAAAGCUUGAUUGCACAGAUAAAACAAAUGACGACAACAGUCUCUGUUUGAUGUCUGCGAGGUUGUAUAUCCUCUCAUUAAACCAUGACUUGCUACAACAGUACGCCACAAUAAACCCAAUCUACUCACCUGCUCAGCAAUAGAAGACUGGACUGCUAUUAUCAUGUGCAUUUUAACCGGAUCACUAUCAUAAUCUCACACUACACGUCCUGACACUCGAACACUCUCUAACACGGCGGAUCUGUCCAUUCACCACCACUGUGAUGGAACACAACAUUUUGGGAUAAGGCUGCUUCUUUGUUUUUUUCCGUGGGAGUCCUGUGACUUUGACUGCUCGUAGUGAAUGUUGAAGAGCUGCUGCGAUGCCUUAGCUGCACACCUGAACAGCUCUGUGGAAGGCGGUGUUGCAGGAUGAAGACUGUUAUAUGGCUGCAAAAACAUGAAUGUGAAAGACUGUAAGCCCGGUUCGUACAAAGGCUGCGUCGAAAUGAUACCGCUGUAGGUCACUGCUGCCUUUUGGUCAAAGUCGGAAAACUUUAAUUCCAACGGUAAUCCGACAUACAUCGGUCAACUCGCUGCAAUUAAGACGCGUGAUCAUCCACCAACAGGUGUUUUGAUAGGAUCUGACAGAACAGAUCACACGCUGGGGCCAUGAAGUCAUGUGGUCUUCAAAUCCAGACUUUAGAACCCAGUGAGACAAGUCUGUAUCUACCAAUCCAGUAUCAAGUAGGUUUAUUACAGAGGCCAACCAGGGGUUCGAACCUUCUUACCAUAAGAUCAUUACAUUCAAACUUAACAGUACAAUGAGACGAGGCUUUAUUUUUAAAACUAGCUGAUCUGGAAAAUGCCUCAGAAACCUAAAAAUUUCCGUUUGGGAAUUUCCGCCUGGAAAGUACGAUAUCGGCUGAAAAACUUUAAGGAAGACCAUCAGGGCUUUAAGCAAAAACACAGUUGAGAUGUUAUGAGGAUGCGUUGGUUUGCGUUGGAUGUGAUGACCUUGACACAGAAAGAAAGAUGGGAUUUGAGUCAGGGCCCUCAGCAUAAUAUAAAAAAAACAAUAUUUUUAAAAUAACUUUUAAAGCCUCAAACCGAAAUUCAAAUUUUCUCGCACUUGACGUUGGAAUUUCAGACUUUCCGACAUCCCUGAAAUGCAGCAUUAGACCUCAUGGUAUACACAGCCACAGGUAUUAAGGUCGAACCGAAGGCUUUAAUGAACAUCACCGCAUGUCACAGCGUUACCGGGGUGACCGCUUGUCCAACUGGCCGGUGGAGGAAAAAAGAAAUCACUGAUUGGACGAGAUACGGCCCAGCAGCUUAGGGGGCGACCAGUAAGACGACAGAAUAAAUCUACUCUCUCUCUCUGUGGUUUUUCGUCCCUGCGCUUUGUCUCUCGUCUCCUGUCGUUUGUUGUCGUUAUUAUUGACCUUGAGUUUGAUCUCAACACAUCGUACUUGAAUUACCUCGUUUUUGUGACCUCAUGUUGCUUGUGUAUUUUUUUUUUAAUUUUUCCCUUUUUUUUUUGUUUCAUUUGUAAAUUUUUUUUUCUCGUUCAUGCGCGUACGUCGGAAAGAUGCAUUGCACAACAUGAUGAAGCAAUGUCUACGAUGAAAAAAAUAUAAGUGCCACGGUGAAGAGAUUUGUUUUUUCUAAUGUUGUGUAUUUCUUUGUGCAUUAGUUGUUACCAAACUUGGUAUUAUUAUUAACCCUGCUUGUUAAAGAGCCGGAAGGUUUGGUCAUUUGUUAUAAAAGCUACCUCUAAGUUGUUUUAUUUUCCUUUUUUUUGCAAAAGCACAUUUUUGUGUUUGCGUUACUUCAUCAUUGCUACUUCAUCUCAUGCUUUUUUUUUUUCAAAAGUUGAUUUAUGAUUGUGUUUUUAAGCAAAAUGUAUAUAAAAGGGUAAGAAAUAACAAAAGUAGAGACUGAUAGGAUGUGAAAAAUCCUUCAUACAGAUGUUUAUUCUUCUCUUAUCGCCCCCCCCCGCAACUCCAACCAGAGAAGCGCAGAGAAAAAAAAAAACAAAAAGCAAUUCUGAAGCCUUAAGUGAUGAGUCAGAGGGACGCAGCAGAUGAGAGGAAUUUCUUUUCAAGAGGGUUUAAAGUGGAGAAUUUAAACUUGAAAAUAUGUUAAUAGAAUUGUAGUUUUGUAAUGUGAAGAAAAAAAAGAAAAAGAGGGUUCAUUGGAAAAAUGGCUGAACCUCCCAGGACAGGUCAUAUUUGCAGCGAUGCAGCGUGCGUUGGACAAUUGGAACUGCAAGCGGUAAUCAAAAAAAAAAAAAAUUAACAAAAGAAAAGAAAAAACCAGAGGGUUAAAAAUAGAGAUUCUCUCGGCUGACGAGCUCUCUUGAGAAAUGAGUGUAUUCCUGAACAAGAGCCAACAGAGGCAAUUUGAUAUAUAAAAAUUGUGAUAUUUUUGUAUUGUCAGUCCUUUUUCCAUUUGUGGAGGGUCACAGCAGGGCACAAAUAUUUGUAUUUCUUUUUUUUACCUGUUUUAUUUUUUUCUUCUCUCUGGGUGUGAAUCAUUUUUGCCUUGCUCCUCUUUGAUAUUGUUGGACAAAAAAACGUGUGUGAACAUAUUGUAAUAAUAAGUGUUGCUUUCUGGAUGUCAAUUGCAUUGUAGGUGAAGGACUAAAAAUCUAUCUGCCACAACUUUUACGAGCGUGUGUGUAUGUGACGGAGUUUAAAAAAACAAAAGAAGCAAAAAAAAAAACAAAAAAAAAAGAUGAUAAAAUACGGCGGGGGGCUGGGGGAGGGGCUGCCAAAACCGACCAAUUAGUACUUGUCAUUCACAAUUUUUCAAUCAAACUUGACUGUCGACAUAUUUUGUUUUUGUACUUGAAAAAAAAAAAAAAAGAAGAAGGGAUGGCAUGUCCCGUUGGUGUCUUGCCAUUUUAUUCUCAAACACUGUGAGCUGAGGGGGCUUUUUUCACCCUCCUUAAAAUAUCCACCCACUAUAAUAUACCCAGUCACGGCUCAGUCCGAACCACCACAAUGCAAAACCUGUGCAGUCACGUUAUUCCCAUCAUCGUCCUCUGAAUGUUUUCUACUUUUCUCGUGCGGGUGAACGAGUGCGUAAACGACUGUGUAACUAUGUGCGUGCGUGCCUGAGUGUGUGUGUAUGUGUGUGUGUGUGUAUUAGUGGAAAAAUGCACUAAUCAGAUCAGAUACAAAAUAAGAGGAUAUUCUAUGCCACUUUUUUCUCUAUGUUGGAAAAAAAAAUAUAUAUACAUUGGCAUCGAUAUAGUUCUUCCCUCAGUGUUCCUCCGAUGUUUCUGUACUAUCUUUGUGCCUAAAAUGGAAAUUGUUCAACAAAAAUAUCCAUCUAUAUCUGCUUAGUUUUCUGUAUUUUCAGAAGAAAAUAAAAAUGGUGUCUCCAGCACCCUAGGGAUGUCAUGACGCUCGAAAAAUGACCCGAUUUAGUUUUUUUGAUUUUUAAUCCUGAAUAGAGCAGGGCUUGUUUUUCAAGGCAAUAAACCCCUUAAUGCUACUGAAAUAGCAACUGGAAUUUUGCAUUCACUUCUUCCUCUUCCUGUGACUCUGCGAUUGGUUACACAAAAGCAUUUAUUUAGCGACACAAAGCAAAAAGCAUGCAAAGAAUUUUUUUUUUUUUUGCUGGAAUGCAGACGCGCAGAUCUGCUCCACUCACGUCGUCUAUUUUUUUAUUUUACAGCAACGGGUUUGCUAAUGAGAACUUUAUAUUGCUCUUGAAAAAAAUAAAGGAGGCCUCCGAUUUGGGUGGGUUGGCACUAGGGUAUUCCCGCCCCCUUCAGUUUUUUCCCCCUCUUCUUUUGAAAGUACUUUUCUUUUCUUUUCUACAAAAUGCAUUUAGAAGGGGAUGUGAAAUUCGUCAGAGAGGAAUCAUGGCAUCCCUGGAGCUGGCACUCUGUGUUUUGGUGUGGUGUUUCUAGAACAAAGUAGCCAUUUCAUGCAGUGUUGCAAUGCAUGUGCCAUCAAGGUCUAGACUAAAAACUGUUUGAGUAACAAAGCACCAAGACAUUGUAUUUUUUUAUAUUAGCACUGAGGACCAAUCGCCCUGUCGGACCAAGCAUUACUAAGCUUUUUAUGUAACGAAGCUUUUUCUCUCUUUGUCUUUCCCUGGCUUGUCUGUGCUACUUUUCUCCUCCAUUGUUGUGACAGCACAAGUGCCAGUCGAGUUGCUCUGUAUUAAGAAAAUAGUGUUUUUAUUAUGAUUUGAAUUGUUAUAGUUUUUGUCUACCUCAGCACCUAAUCUUAGCCUAAUCUUAGAAGGUGCCCAAUUAUUAUUUUUUAUUUUCUUUAUUUUGUUCUCUUAUUGUUGUCGGUUGUAUGAAUUUUUUUUUUUGUUUUGUUUUUUUGAAAUUUGCAUUAGAGCUUUGCAAAGGUCCUUUGUCUUUUCCAGCGACAAUGUGCUAUUUUUUUUUUCCCGUGGCCGUGCGUUUCCUGUUGAGCUGUGCCACCAAUCUAUAGCCACCGUCUGUUGAUAUAGAGGUUGUUCUUUUUUGUUUCUUUCCAUGUAGAAUCGGACACAUCUCUUUGUAACAUUUCAGUGUUCUCUGAUGGAGUGUGAAAAAAAAUAAAAAGGAAAAAUAAAAGAUUGAAUGCUGCAGGUUCUCUUCUCCAUGUUGUCACUAAAGUCAAUGUUGUGCCUUUGAUAGUGAAAAUAUAAAGAAUAUUUCGGUUUUUUUACAUCCUACUAACGGUAGAUUGUUUUUUGUAGUGAAAUUUUUUUGUAUUUUUAUUUAUGAGUCUCAUAAUAAAAAUCUAAUCAUGA
This is a messenger RNA of Paralichthys olivaceus (Japanese flounder), 6365 nucleotides long. NCBI's taxonomy places the organism in Eukaryota, Metazoa, Chordata, Actinopteri, Pleuronectiformes, Paralichthyidae. The record is from RefSeq and is a predicted model, not a curated record.